Cornus florida is the source of this 1497-nucleotide messenger RNA. RefSeq names its product 5-amino-6-(5-phospho-D-ribitylamino)uracil phosphatase, chloroplastic. The record is from RefSeq and is a predicted model, not a curated record. The transcript has 11 exons. The coding region runs from base 55 to 1155 and encodes 366 amino acids. NCBI's taxonomy places the organism in Eukaryota, Viridiplantae, Streptophyta, Magnoliopsida, Cornales, Cornaceae.
GCUGCUACUGCUGCUUCUACGAGCUUCUUUGCAGAGAGUUUUCCUCAGGAAGAAAUGGAGUGUAGUCUCACAAACUCGUCUCUCAUACCAUUCAAUCCGCCGUCGUUUCAACCGCUUCGAGAUUCUCACUUCUCCACAAAGCUUCGAUUUCCGAGAUUAAAGCGUUCAAGCCCGUCAGAGCAUCGCCAUAAUCAUCUCCAUAUAUGUUACGCUUGUGGGUCUGGCGAUAAUGGGUCAGUUAACGACUUUCCAGUCAUCCCAAACAAAAUUUUCAUGGAUGAGACAAUUGGAGCUGAAUACGGCGAAGGUUUUGAGACUUUCAGACCUGAUGGACCCCUUAAGGUUGAUGUGGAUUUUCUAAACGAUAAAUUGCAAGAAGGUUUUCUCAAACGAAUUCGCUACGCCAUGAAGCCCGACGAAGCAUAUGGACUUAUUUUUUCUUGGGACAACGUAGUGGCGGAUACUCGAGCUUUGAAGGUGAAAGCUUGGGAACAACUUGCCUUUGAAGAGGGUAAGAAGAUUCCUCAAGAUGGUGAUGCACAAAGACUGUUGCUUUAUGCGGAUGCCGAUCAUGUUUUCCGUCAGGUUUUGCUCUGGGAGAAUAUCGAAAGUGAUUUGGAUAGAUUGAAGCUGAGGCUUUCGCAAUUAUAUUAUGACAAUCUUCUGAAACUUUCGAGACCCAUGGAGGGGCUGGAAGAAUGGCUGGAUGCAGUAUCUACAGCUCGCAUCCCUUGCGCUGUUGUUUCAAGGCUUGAUCGGAGCAAUAUGGUCAAAGCCUUAGAGAGGAUGGGGCUUAAGAAGUAUUUUCAGGCAAUUGUAUCUGAGGAAGAUGGCAUGGAGUCCAUUGCUCAUAGAUUUCUUUCUGCGGCCAUGAAGUUGGACAGGAAACCAUCCAAGUGUGUUGUGUUUGAAGAUGAUCCUAAGGGUGUCACUGCUGCUCACAAUUGCACAAUGAUGGCAGUAGCACUGAUUGGUGCUCACCCAGCGUACGAUCUAGUGCAAGCUGAUCUCGCGGUUGCCAGCUUUAAUGAGCUUUCCGUGAUCAAUCUCCGGAGGUUAUUUGCUCACAAGGGUUCCUCAUUCAUGGAUCUGCAAAAACAAAUAGUUGAGAAAUCUCCUCGAAGAAGGAAGCUUACUAUUGACACCAUUUUCUGAUUCAUUUCCAACCCAGCAUUCUUUUCUCCCCUCUUAUGUAAUUUCCUCCUUGUAAUUAUGCAGCAAAUUAUCUUACUAAUUCUUUUUCUGUUACUUUUUUGUUUUUUUUCACAUUAUAGACAUGAGUGAGAAUGUGAGAUGAGAUGAAUACAAAAUUUGUCAUGUAAUUAAAUCCCAUUUCUUAAUUUUAGUCAGAAUGCCAACAGAUGUUACCAUAGCAAACAAAAAUCCAGAUUAGUUAUUAGAUUUUUUGAUGUAAAUUUACUGACUGACGGAUAUCAUUUUAUUUUUGGGGUGGGCAGUGCAGACUGGAAAGUAAUGUUAUUGAUAAAAUUUAUUCUU